GAGAAACGGUAAUGCCAACAUUACGUAGUAAUCCUCCAUUUUGGGGCAGCUGAUGUUUUUGUGAGAUAGAAUAAAUUUACAAAUUUUGUAAAUAAAAUCUCAAAAUGGGUUAUUCUCUUAUCCCCAUUCUUUUAUUUUCUGCGCUUUGGUUUGUGGUUGGUGUCGUGUGCCCCUUCUUUGCUCCUAAGGGUCCCAACCGAGGGAUCAUCCAAGUGGUGUUAAUGCUCACAGCUGCUUCAUGCUGGUUGUUCUGGCUGUGUGCUUAUAUGGCGCAGAUGAAUCCGCUAAUCGGACCCAGACUCAACAACGAAACGCUCAUCUGGAUUUCUCGCACUUGGGGCAACCCUAUGAACAAAUCCGUGUGAAUGACCUCAGGGCUGUCACCAUCAUCGUUUUAAGUUAUUUAUUGCGAGUUCCACUAUUGCUUUUAAAGUUUCCAAUCAAUAUCUUUUAAGUAAUCGAUACUAGUAACAAAAAAAAUAACGAACUGACACAAAGAACUUCAGAGAACUUCUUCAGAAAAAUACAAAAUGUCUGCUGCUUUGUAAUAUAAAUCGUACAUUAUAUAACAGAAACUUUUUAAAUAACGUUUAACUAUUAAAAUAUAAAAGUUAGU
Messenger RNA from Chilo suppressalis (striped riceborer), 616 nucleotides. The record is from the annotation of a GenBank genome assembly. Lineage: Eukaryota; Metazoa; Arthropoda; Insecta; Lepidoptera; Crambidae.